AUGGAAUCUUAACCAUGGUACUGUAUCCUAGACAGCCAAACCAAGUACCAGUAGGCUGUUGGGCCAACAUAAACGACCAGCGUACUUGGCGCUGCAACAAAACGACAACGGUAUUUGUUCUUUACUAAACUUUUCGCGGGAAGAAAGUCGUCUCUUACCCUUUUAGUAGAAGCAGCUGGAGUGAUUCCUGGAGUCAAGUCGGAGAAUACCUAAAUCCUCUCGAUCCCAAUCUCUCCAGCGCCAAAUUUUAUAAAAAUGUGGAGAUAUUCAAGCUGGAUUUCGAUUCUCACAUGUCUUUCUCUCUCGUUUUUUCAUGCCUCAUGUGAUGAAGAUCCCCUUCUUGGAUCUGCUCGUGUUGUUUUCCAGACAAACUAUGGAGACAUUGAAUUUGGAUUUUAUCCUGAUGUUGCUCCCAAAACAGUUGAACACAUUUUCAGACUUGUUCGCUUGGGGUGCUAUAAUACCAAUCACUUUUUCCGGGUUGAUAAGGGAUUUGUUGCCCAAGUGGCUGAUGUUGUUUAUGGAAGAUCAGCUCCUCUGAAUGACAAGCAGAGGGAGCAUGGUGAAAAAACAAUAGUCGGUGAAUUUAGUAAGGUCAAACAUGUAAGGGGAAUCCUUUCAAUGGGAAGGCACUCUGACCCAAACAGCGGAGGCUCCUCUUUUUCAAUGCUUCUUGGGGAUGCUCCUCACCUGGAUGGCGAGUAUGCAAUAUUUGGUAAAGUUACUAAAGGUGAUGAGACAUUGAGAAAGCUCGAGGAACUCCCAACUCGCCGGGAGGGGAUAUUUGUAAUGCCAAAGGAGCGCAUCACCAUCCUAUCAUCCUACUAUUAUGAUACUGAAGCUGAGUCAUGUGAGCAAGAGAUAUCCACCCUGAAAAGAAGGCUUGCUGCAACAGCAAUGGAAGUUGAAAGACAGAGAAUGAAAUGUUUACCAUGAUCCAAGCAGUUAAAUCAUCGUCAACUGGGAUUAUCAUUUCUUGCAGAGAAUAAAAUGCUUCAAACCAAGAAACCAAGAGAGUUAGGAAUUGCUGUCUGCCACUGUAAGUUUUGCCUGUAAUACCGUUUCAGACAGAAAAUUCAUGAAGAAAACAUAUUUGUAAAAGUAGUACUUCGUAUUGAAGAUGACUAAUUUUAAUGAUAUGAAAUUUUCAGCAUAACACUUCAA
Papaver somniferum (opium poppy) is the source of this 1164-nucleotide messenger RNA. RefSeq names its product peptidyl-prolyl cis-trans isomerase CYP23-like. The record is from RefSeq and is a predicted model, not a curated record. Gene Ontology annotation, biological process: protein peptidyl-prolyl isomerization. Bases 256 to 936 code for a protein of 226 amino acids. Lineage: Eukaryota; Viridiplantae; Streptophyta; Magnoliopsida; Ranunculales; Papaveraceae. Gene Ontology annotation, molecular function: peptidyl-prolyl cis-trans isomerase activity. The transcript has 8 exons.